CCACGAGUUACGCAACACCUGAAAACAUAAAACUCCCUGCUGCACACUUUAUCUUUUACAGGAAGACAGCGUUUUGAAGUGGGUGAAAAUGUCCGAGAAAGUUGUGUUGCAUUACUUCAAUGGCAGAGGGAAGAUGGAGUCGGUCCGAUGGCUGCUGGCUGCAGCUGGAGUCCAGUUUGAGGAAGUGUUUUUGACCAAACGGGAGGAGUAUGAAAAACUGCUGAAUGGUAAUGAUGGAGCCCUGAUGUUUCAGCAGGUGCCUUUGGUUGAAAUAGACAGGAUGCAGCUCGUGCAGUCAAAGGCUAUCUUGAAUUACAUCGCUGGAAAAUACAGUCUAUAUGGAAAAGACCUUAAAGAACGGGCUAUGAUCGACAUGUAUUCAGAGGGAAUCGGUGAUCUCAUGGAUUUGGUUAUAAUGUAUCCGUUCACACCACCUGAAAACAAACAGAAACACCUCAGUAAUAUAGAGCAAAAGGCCAAAGAUCGCAUUCUUCCUGUGUUUGAAAAGGGUCUUGCAAACUCUCAGUUCCUUGUGGGAAACCAGCUGAGCCGUGCUGACAUUCACCUUCUUGAAGUCACUCUGAUGCUGCAGGAGUUACUCCCUACAAUACUUGCAAGCUUUCCCAAAAUCCAGGCGUUUCAAGAGAAAAUGAAGGCCUUGCCAACAAUCGGCAAGUUCCUCCAGCUGGGCAGCGCAAGAAAACCUCCACCCGAUGAAGCGUAUGUGAAAACCGUGAAGGAGGUGUUGAGCCACCUUUUCAAAUAGAAGGCUCGAGGUUUUACACUAA
This is a messenger RNA of Sinocyclocheilus anshuiensis, 788 nucleotides long. RefSeq names its product glutathione S-transferase 3-like. Bases 89 to 766 code for a protein of 225 amino acids. The transcript is spliced from 6 exons. Lineage: Eukaryota; Metazoa; Chordata; Actinopteri; Cypriniformes; Cyprinidae. Gene Ontology annotation, biological process: glutathione metabolic process. Gene Ontology annotation, molecular function: glutathione transferase activity. The record is from RefSeq and is a predicted model, not a curated record.